This is a messenger RNA of Xiphophorus maculatus (southern platyfish), 7666 nucleotides long. It is a transcript of the gene zmym2, whose product is annotated as zinc finger MYM-type containing 2. Gene Ontology annotation, molecular function: zinc ion binding. The record is from RefSeq and is a predicted model, not a curated record. The transcript has 25 exons. The coding region runs from base 91 to 4236 and encodes 1381 amino acids. NCBI's taxonomy places the organism in Eukaryota, Metazoa, Chordata, Actinopteri, Cyprinodontiformes, Poeciliidae.
AGUGCGCACGCGCUUCCCUCUCGGAUUAAUGUCAAGGCACAAAAGUGGCGCUACAGCGUUUCGAGCUCUCCUCCGGUGGUUGCCUUAGCGAUGGAUGGGGAGUCAGAGCCAAGCCCUGUUGUGGCAGAGGACGCGGAGGAGAAGGCGGAGCUUCUCGACGCCACUCCUUCCUCCCAGCCGCCAUCCUCACCUCCCGCCGAGGAGUCUGGGGAGCCGGUGUCCAUGGAAACGGGAGACGAAGCCACAAAGGAGGGUGGCACAGAGGACAAUGACGAUGAUGAUGUUGUUCUUGUAGAGGAGGAGGCUUCCCAGCCGCUUCCCGCUGCUGCUGCUACCUCUUCUCCAGACGGACCCGACGCGGAGAGUGCCGAGCAUGCAGGCGCUGCGGCAGAGGACGCAGCAGAAACGCCUUCCAAGAGCCCCGACUGUCCUCCGUCUUCCAACGCAUCCAUGGCGGCGGCGGCGGCAGCGGCCCAGAAGCCUCGGACCGCAGCCCCGGAGCCUAUCGUCAUCGACGACGAGGAGGACUGUGAACAGAAAGAAAACUCUUCCCCCUCACCUGCGCUCCCCGGGGAGUCCUCCGCCUCCCACUCACCCGCCGCGCUCAGCAGCAACGACCCGGACUCGGAGAUCAGGAUCUCCAGCGUCACCACUCUGGGCUCCAGCAACCAGAGGGGCUCGGCGGCCAACACGCCGCCACAUCCAGACGAUGCCCAUGCCGACAUCAACCUGAUGAUCACCUCUGUGACGUCCCUCCAAGGCGGAGCGGUGGCUGUCGGAGAGGCGGAUGAAAACGAGACAGAGGAGAACGGUCUGCAGAUCAGCAGUGCCUUCAGUCUGAAUCCUGACACCCCAUCUGCUCGACCAACCGCCUCCUUUAACCCCGGCCGAGGCUCCGCCAGCCAGCUGGUUCAGAACGGAGACACGGGGACACACAAAGGAGCAGACUCGUGGAUCUCUCAGUCGGCCUCGGUUCCCCGGAACCAGAAGCAAAGCGGGGUGGACUCUCCGUCGCCUGCCACCUCGCUGCCAAAGCCUGCAGGCCAGUCUUCCUCCUCCUCCUCAGGCUCCCAGACACAACCCAGGACAGUCAAGGUGACCUGCGCCAACUGCAAAAAGCCUCUGAAGAAAGGCCAGACAGCCUACCAGCGAAAAGGCUCCUCUCACUUGUUCUGCUCCACCACUUGCCUCUCUGCCUUCUCACACAAACCUGCACCCAAGAAGACCUGCACCAUGUGCAAAAAGGACAUCACACACAUUAAGGGCACCAUUGUGGCCCAGGUGGACUCUAGCGAGUCUUUUCAGGAGUUCUGUACGACCGGCUGCUUGGGCGCGUACGAGAACAAGAACAACCCGCCUAAAACAGGCCUGAAAAACAAAUGCACUGUCUGCGGGAAACUCACAGAGAUUCGGCAUGAGGUUAGCUUUAAGAACGUGACCCACAAGAUCUGCAGCGACACAUGUUUCAAUGUGUACCGCAAAGCCAACGGGCUGAUCAUGAACUGCUGCGAGCAGUGUGGCGACUAUCUGCCCAGCCGGGCGUCGGCCAACCACUUCCUGCUGGUUGACGGCCAGCAGAAACGCUUCUGCUGCCAGAACUGCAUCAGGGAUUACAAACAGGCCCACAGUAAACUUGCCAGCUGUAUGACUUGCAAAACACUAAUCAAGACGGGGGAGGUGCUCCAAAGCCUCGACGCAGGCUCUGCCAUGAGCUCCUACUGCUCCGUCAGCUGCAUGAACAAGGGCAAGCUGACGUCAUUCAUCAACAAGGAACCUACAUGUCAUUUCUGUAAAAGAAGCUCAUUGCCGCAGUACCAGGCCACGCUGCCAGAGGGCGACAUCCUCAACUUCUGCAGCUCCCAAUGUGUUACCAAGUUUCAGAACGCCUCCCUUCCAACAACCACCAAUGGUCAGACGCCCCUCAGCAACAGCUCUGUCCAGCUGAAAUGUAACUACUGCCGAGGAGCGUUCAGCCUGAAGCCCGAAAUUCUGGAGUGGCAGGAUAAGGUCUAUCAGUUCUGCAGUAAGCCAUGCUGUGAGGACUACAAGAAGCUCCACUGCAUCGUGACGUUUUGCGAGUACUGCCAAGAAGAGAAGACCCUUCAUGAGAUGGUCAAGUUCUCUGGCGUCAAGAGGCCCUUCUGCAGCGAAGGCUGCAAGCUGCUGUUUAAACAGGAUUUCAUCAGCCGGCUGGGGCUGAAGUGCGUGAGCUGCAACCACUGCAGCCAGCUGUGCAAAAGAGGCAUCACCCGGCAGCUCGGCAACAUGACCCGGGACUUCUGCAGUGAGGCCUGUGCCAAAAACUUCAACGACUGGUAUUACAAGGCGGCGAGGUGCGACUGCUGUAAGGUUCAGGGAAACCUGACGGAGUCGGUGAUGUGGAGGUCAGAGAUGAAGCAUUUCUGCGACCAGGAGUGUCUGCUGAGGUUCUACUGCCAGCAGAACGACCCCAUCAUGGUCACCCAGAAGGGACCAGAGAACACCAUGCUGGGUAUAGACAUGCACGCCGCAAAAGCUGGGCUGGUGAACCAGAGUGCUGCGGCGUACUCCAGUGGAGGAGUGAUCAGAGAUGUGAAGAAUAAGGCGGUGCUGUGCAAACCGCUCACCCUGACCAAAGCCACCUACUGCAAACCACACAUGCAGAGCAAACAUCUACAAACGGAUGUAGAUGACGGUGUGAAGAGGGAGUAUAUUCCCGUACCCAUCCCUGUACCCGUCUUCAUCCCGAUGCCUAUGAACAUGUACGCCCAGGUCACCCCCACUCCAGUCUCUAUGCCUCUACCGGUUCCUGUGCCUGUGUUUCUGCCCACCACGCUGCAGGGGGCAGAGCAGAUUAUUCACACCAUGAAAGAUAUGAAAAGCGAGGCGCCCUCUAAUACCUCAGAGGCGGCUAUUAUCAUCGACGACGAGGAGAAACCAGAUGUGAAGCCGUUGGCGGUGAAGAGAGAGAGUGUUAAGGAGGAAUCCUCCAGCUGUGGCGCCAAAAAAGAGGAGACGGUGAAGGAGGAGAAGGAGGAGGAAAAGUAUGAGCCUGACCUGGACCUAGAGGCAGACUUCCCUCAAGCGUCGGAUCCUGUCCCGGCGCUGGAGGGAAUGGACGAUGACAUGAGCUUUUCUCUGCCUCCGGUCUUGGCAGAGGAGAAAGAGGAGCUGCAGGAAUCUGCGCCUCGACCUCGGUCCAGAAGACUGGGAAGUAAAAGGCAGGCCGUGGAGGAUCUGCCUUCGUCCUCUCCGUCACGUCCAGGCAGCAACUUGGAAGGAAGAUCGCUGCCCCUCAAGUCUCGCUACGGCAUCAACGCUUGGAAACGCUGGGCACUGUCCCUCUCUGACCAAUCAGAAGACACCAAAGAAAAGGAUAUUUCCAAACCAACUCGGUCGAAAAGCAACCUGUUGUCGUUGAACGGAGAGGAGCUGAACGCCGCUCUGUCCCAGUUCGUCAGAGAGGUGUGCCGGCCGAACGGGGAGCGCUACUCUCCAGAUAGCAUCCUCUACCUCUGUCUGGGAAUUCAGCAGCAUCUUCACGCCAAAGGCCGGAAGGAUGAUCUGUUCAGCGACCCGUGUUACCAGCAGUUUGGAGAGGAGCUCAACAAGGUGCUCAAAGAUUGGCAGCCCAGUGUGCUUCCUGAUGGCUCGCUGUGGGGCCGGGUGGAGGAGCAGAGCCUGUGGAGCGGCCGGCACCUUGGGGAGCAGAGUCCGGCCUCCCUGCUCCGCUCGCUGGUCUACCUGAACACCAAAUACUUUGGUCUGCGCACCGUGGAGCAGCACCUGCGCCUCUCCUUCGCUAACGUUUACGGGCCCGACACCAUCCAUCCUGUCAGCAAGGAGCACAGCGUCUGCAUCCGCGUGCCCUCCAUCCCUCAGGAUCACCACGGUGAAGCACAGACAGAAUCUAGGAAGAGGAAGCGCAAGCAGACCGAGGUCAAACGGGAUGAAAAUGAGGCGGGCCACCCGCCUGUCCGCUGCCCAGUACAGAAGCACGAGUGUCGUCUCUACGAGCUCUACAGAUCCAAGUGUCCGCCGUUGCUAUGGGAGCGCCUCGACGUCUUCUACGUCCAGCCGGACCCCGCCCGCGGCCCCGGCGACCCCGUCUGGUUCAGCUCCACUCCGCUGGAGCGUCAGAUCCUAGAAAGCCUCCUGACCAGAGUCCUCCUGGCCAGAGACAUUUACACAGACAAGCCACUCCGGGAGGAAGAAGAAGACGAGGAGGAGUGCGGCGAUGGACCUGGAGGAGAGUAGCGCCCGCUUUCGGACUCCCGUUCAGAAACCCGACGAGAGCGUUCGGGGUAAUCUAAUCGUACGUUGUCCCCUUCACCCGUCUCUUAUCCUCGUCUCUUCACCGACUCUAGUGACUUACCGUUUCCUCCUGGUGAGGGACGCCCCCGGCGAACAGAGGAAGCUCACAGCGGCCCAGGCUUCUGCCUCAAACAGGAAGUCAGAGGACAAAGCCUUCGAUUUGUUUUGGGGUUUUUUUGUUUUUGUUUUAGAACCUGGAGAAAAACGACGGCCACGUAGUUGAGACGAGUAAACGUAGUGAGCCGAAGCUCGUCCUUAACAUCAAACACCCCCCCAAAAAAAGAAAACAGUUAAACGGACAGUGUGGAUGUGAAGGGAUAUCAGGAUGUUGUUUCCAGAACAUGCAAGCUUAAGUUUAGUUACAAACAUCAAAGCCAUAUUUGAGUUUAAUUUUCUCGAUUCUGAAAUAAAUUUGUUUGAAUUUCGGUUCCUCCCUGAUAACGCUGUGAGGGGAGCGGGUCGGCGUUCUCCAAACGCUUUUAUACCAAGAAGAACAUCAAACAUUAAUUAAAAUAUGUCAAAUUCCGAGGGUUUUUUUUUCUUUCUUAUUUUUAAGUUUUCAUCCCACUUGGUUUACUGUUAUUGCAUUCAUACCAGAACUCCACUUGAGAGAAUAACAUCCUGUUGGUUGGCCAACACACGGACAGCAUAUGACUUGUUCUGGUUAUUAUAAUGUUAAAACAUGAACAGUGUGCUACAGAUUCGGAGAUGGUUUUAUAUAUAUUAGAGAUGCACUGAUCAGAUAUUUUGUGGCCAGUUUCUGAUGUCCAAUUUUGGAAAGUUCUAACUUAAUACCAGUUUUAGUCAUUUCUUUAAAAUCUUCUAUUAAAAACACUGUUUUUUUUUUAUUUUUAUUUCUACUUCUUGACACCAUAUUUAUAGUAAAAUAAAAUGGCUAAGAAAGAAAUCGGGCCAAAGUUACACAGCUUGCACUCUCCAUCACUGAAAAUCUACAUUUAAAGCUUUUUGGUCUGACGCAUCUAUAAACUAAAAACCCAAUUAAAAAGAUUGACAGCCUAUUUAAUUUUUUUUUAUUUUUUUUAUUCGAUUUUGAACAUCUAAUACGCACCAUCUUGAAAGACAUAAAUUUCAAAAUAAUUUAAUUCUCCAUAUUAAUAUCAGAGAAAAGACCAGUAUGUUUUCAUUAGUCUUCUCAGUUAUAGUUCAAGUGAGCAAACAAGAUGUCUUCUGUCAUCAGUUAUUUAUACAGGGAGCAGAGGUGACGUCACACCGUGUGAGGGAGAGAACAGUCGAUGUUGCACAGCUCUGCAGUCAAAGCAUUCCACUAUUUGAAAACAAAUGGAAAAUGAUCAAUUUACAUUUUAAACCUACUUUAUUUUAGGGGGCCAUCCUUUCCUGUUUGAGCUGAUACAAUCCUCUUUAGAAGGAAAAAACUGCAACUUUUCUACAAUACCUUUAGCUUCCUGUUAGCAUUGCUUAAAAAAAAAAAAAGUGAACAUCUGGAAUGUUUUCUAGAACCUUCAAACAUCCUUUGCGCUUCCUCUGACUACUUUUCUUUUGAAAUAAAGCCGUACCACGUCAUUCGGUAUCAACUUCCACACAAAAGAACUGCUUGGUUUUUAUGUGGUGUGUUUACUGACUGGGAAAAGAAUGGAUUUUUAGCUUCCGCUGGUUUGGAGUCGAUGAAUGAGUGAAAUCGGCCUAUUAUUCCAGCAACCAGACAAUUUCUUGGUGCAUCUCUAAUAUUCUCCACUGUUUGUGAGUCUUUUAAAACGCCUCUUUAAACGAGUGAAUCCUCAGAUUUUGGCCUGUACAAGGGAACUGGUUUAAUUAUCAACAUCAUAAGAGGAAUCCAGACUUGUACAUUGCAAUAGAUGGUCAAAAUCGACACAAGAAACUCAGAAAUGCAGAAUUUAAUGUCAGCCAGAUUAUUUAGUUUAAAUUAGAUUAAAUAAGCUCCCAUUUAUCUUAAUUUCAGAAUGUCCAGUUGGCUAAACUUGUCUGUGAAAAGCGAAGGGAGGAAAAACAUUUGCUCAAAAUAGCAUCGCUAGCACAAGGCCAACUGAACGGCAUUUUCUGUAGCGAUCGACUUACGUUGACGCUUGUAAAGGGGCUACUUUGACACAUUCUUGAGAAAUGUCUUUAGGAAUCAGAGUUUAGGUUUUUGGGGGUUUUCUCCCAGGUAAAAAGAAAGAAACCAAGUCGUCAGGAUGACUCUGAGGUCACGAGUGCUUGAAAAUCAACAAUGUGAUGUUCUAUCAUCUGUUGUUUCACUUCAGGUUUCUGCACACUCUUUAAAGGUGGUAUUGUAAAGUCAUCUUGUUAUUUUUUUUUGUUUUUGUUUUUUAAAGUUGUAUAACGUCUGCAUCGACUAGGCUGCCUUACCUUCCAACAUGCUGUGUCUCUAUUGGUUCACCCUCGCUCGUGUGAUGUAGCAUUACCAGAGUACCAAACCCAGACUGUGUGUCAUAAAUGCGUCCGAUUCAGGUUGGUUAUCUCGCACAUCGCCAACACAGGAAAAACAACUGCAGCUUGCAAGCCUGCAGGAUUAAAACUGUCUUUAAAACUUAUUUAUUCCUUUUUUUUUGUUUUGUUUUUUUUUUUUUUCGUUAAUAUGUUGGGAUUUUGCGGCUGCCAUUUUCUUUUUCACUUUGUUUUCACUCAUUAGUUGCUGCUGUCUGUCCUGCGGUGGUGAAGGAUCCCGUGAAGCAUGAAGGAUGAGGAUGGUUUGAAUACGGAGCACUUCUUUCCGAGUCUCCCAUUUUCCUGACACUUUUUUUUUUUAUAGACGUCUAGUACUGCAAAGUAAAAACUUUUGUUGUAGCAAAUUAAUUGAAUAUUUUUUAUUCGAAACAGUUGAGUUAGACUGUUUUGGGUUUUUUUCUACUUGUCUCUUAAAUUUUUUUUUUUUUUUUUUUUUUUUUUAUUGUGGAGCUAAAACUCUCAGACUUCAGGCUGUUUCUCCUGUUACGUCAAACUUGCCUUGUGUGCGUAUUCCCAGUCCCUCGGACUGUGACGUUCUCUGAAGAACAGACUGUGUUUAGAGGUCUGGGUCUGCAGUGAACACACACUAUGGCGGUGUAUUCCCCAGGGAGAAUAUUGGUCAGGUGGCUCCAUGCAGCUUAAAAAUCCAAACAUUCAAAUUUUCAGAGGAAACCAGUUAACCAGACUGAUUUUUUUAUUAUUAUUAUUUGUUGUUUUUUUCCCCUUGCUGGACUGAGAGGCAACAACCAAACCUGCCACUGGUUUGGCCCUGCAGUACACGCUGUGGCUGGCUUUAACGCCUAAUGUGAAUGUGCCUAUCUGUAUAUAGUGAAAGUGAGUGACUGUGACCUGAAUCUGAUGCUAUGUGUAUGGGCUGUUCUGCCAAUACGGUUAUGUUUAAUAAAUGAUUUCCUUUUUUCUAACCAGA